AGUUGCCCCAUAUAACAAUUCUACUCGCUUAAAUCUGGAAUCAAUUCGAUUUGAAAAAUGCAUAAAAGAAGUGCAUCACUAAAGCAACAACUGUCGACAGCAACAAAAAAGACGUUUCUUUCUUAAAUUUGUAAAGAUUCUGCAUAUUACAAGUGUCUUGAUGCUUGCAACAUCUAUAUUGUAUCAUGAAUGCCAGUUCGAUAAAUCAGGACGGAAGGUUUUACAAGGAUGUACUGAAAUAUGUUCUUCGAAAACAAAUACAGACGCUGGUAAAUCAGUUAUUGGAAGAGACUGGCGAUGAAACUUUAGUACUGUCAGCAAGUCUAGGAAGUGGGUUGGUUACCCAGAUAGGUUCAGAGAGGGCCAAGGCAUUCAUGAUCAAAGAUUCUUAUGUGGCUACAAACUUUCUUGAGUUCCUCCAGAAAGAUCCAGGUAAAUACUCAGCAGCCCCAAAAGACUCCUUCAAAAGUAGAAAUGGAAGUAAGAGAACACAAGCAGCAAUAAGUCAGAUUGAGGAGAUACAGUCUCCUGUAAAGCCAGCAAAACUUUUUAAAGUUCAGCCAAAACAACAUGAAAAAGACUGUUCUUCCAACAGUUGUUCUGACAGUAGGUUAAGCAGUCAGUCUGAGAAAAGGGAUGACAGUGGUGGUCUAACACCCCAACAAUCAAUAGAUGAAUUUGAUGGUAUUAGACCCCAACAUGUGGAACUAGAGGGGGUACCAGAAUCUUUGAAAAUGAGUGCAUAUACAGAAGAGGAGCAAACCAGUUUAUUAAACAGGCUAGAAAUAAAGAAUGAAAUGUUAAGUUCUCAGGAACGUAGUGGCACGAGUGUGGAAACUGCUACUGAUAAUCAAGAGUUUGGAUUAAAGAACACUGUUCAGGUGAAUAUAGAAUGUGCAUUAGCAGAGCCUAAUGUAAAUCAGCCAGUAAAUGAGACCAUUCCAGAGGAGGGUAAUGAUUUAGAGGUCAAUUCGGAUUCUGAUGGUAGCAUUCAAGGUGAAGAUAGUUUUGAUAAUGUUAUCAUAAAAACUGAACCUUUUGAUUUUGGUGAUAAUGAUAGCAUGGAAAGUGCUGUACAAAGUGUGGAUAAUUCAGAUAUUAAUGUUUAUGGUGAUCUGCCUACCCCGGACUGUAGUGGAACAACCCAGUCUGGAAGUAAACAUGCUAGCUCUGUUAGUGACAGUUUAGUCAAAUCAGGAGAUCAACCUACAUAUAGCAGUGAAGGUAAAUCUGAUGUCAGAAGCUCUGAAGAUAAAUAUAAUACAGUUAAAGCAUAUUUACAAUUUAACCAUGGACUUGAUAGAAUGCGAGUGCCUAAAGCUGAUGGAAAAGAGCCAGAACAGCCUAUCAAGCGCUUUAAACCAUUUGAAAAUGCAUUUGUGAGCAAACAAAAAGACCAAAAUACAGAGGAAUCAACAAGAAGUCAAACAAAAUGGGCUGUCUCUAUCCUUAAAGAAUGGAUGAAAGAAUCUGAAAUGGAUUGCAAGGGAUUUGAACUGUGGCCUGAGGAGCAACUUGACAACUUGCUAGAAAUGUUUUAUUCCUGUGUCAGAACCAAGAAGGGUACGGAAUAUUCACGAUCAUCCUUGAUUGGGAUACGAUCAGGAAUUAACAGAUACUUGAUAGACCCACCAUUUUCAAGGAACCUUUCCCUUAUGAAAGACAGAGUUUUCAUGGGCUCUAACCAAAUUAUUGAAGGGAAAAUAAAUUAUCUUAAAAGGGAACAGCUUGAUGUCAGUGAACACAGAGAGCCAAUCAGUGAAGAUGACAUGAAGAGACUGUACCAGUCAGGGGUAUUUUCCACAGAAAACCCCAAAACCUUACAACAGAAAGUUCAGUUUGAACUCAUGUUACAGUUUGGCCAAAGGGGCAGAGAAGGAUUGCGUUAUUUGAAGAAAGACUCCUUUAAACUUGAAACAGAUUCAUCUGGUGUCCGCUAUAUUACUAUGUCUGAUGAAGGAAAUAAAAGCCAUCAUGGGGUAGACAAUACGGAGACAGUAAUCAAACCAAAAAUGUAUGAACAGGUUGGGGACAAGCACUGUCCUGUGUCUAGUUUUCUUAAAUAUGUUUCUAAACUGAAUCCAACAUGUGACGCAUUCUUUCAGAGACCAAUGACUUCGAUUGUAAAAGAAAGUGAUAAAGUUUGGUAUGGUAACCAUCCAGUAGGAAUUAAUACACUGAAUACAUUAAUGCCCCGUCUGUCAGCUGAUGCAGAUCUUAGUAGCCGCUACACAAACCAUUGUAUAAAAGCGACUACAAGUACUACCCUACAACGGGCUGGUGUAUCAAAGACCGCUAUAAUGUCUGUGACUGGUCACAAAAAUGUGAGAAGCCUUAUUUCUUACGUAAAGGCAACAGAAAAAGACAUAAGUAAAAUUCUGUCUAAUCCAAAUAACAGUAGGGAGCAGAACUGAUAAUGCUAAAAGCUGGCACUAUGUCAGCUGUAAUAAAUCAGUCAACAUUCAUUCUAAUGCUUAGACAUAGAAACUGUUUGUUAUGUUCGAAUAUAUUAAAACUUGCUUCUGCUGUACAUUAUUUCAAAACUCAAACUGAUACCUGGUUUGAUAGAAAACUGUUAGAAGGA
Molecule: messenger RNA, 2584 nt
Organism: Mercenaria mercenaria
Lineage: Eukaryota; Metazoa; Mollusca; Bivalvia; Venerida; Veneridae
Exons: 6
Coding region: 186-2414 (742 amino acids)
Biological process (GO): DNA integration; DNA recombination
Molecular function (GO): DNA binding
Source: RefSeq, a predicted model, not a curated record